This is a messenger RNA of Spirodela intermedia, 1449 nucleotides long. The record is from the annotation of a GenBank genome assembly. NCBI's taxonomy places the organism in Eukaryota, Viridiplantae, Streptophyta, Magnoliopsida, Alismatales, Araceae.
AUGGCAUCCCUCCCUCAGAAGCACGAUCCGGCUUCCACCUCCGACGGUAGUUGGUCCCUUCGUAUGGAUCCUCUGGUGGGUCUGAUCGACAUGAAGCUCCAGGAACUGAUCUCCGACGACCAUCCGCGACCUUCUAUCUGGAGGGUCCAUCCCGACUUGAGGAAGGUAGAGGAGGAAGCGUACGAGCCCAAGCUGGUCUCCAUCGGCCCGCUUCAUCACGGGAAGCCCAGACUGCUCCCCAUGGAACAGAUCAAGCUUACGUACCUGCGCGGCCUCCUAAAUCGCCACCAAAAGAACAGCCUGGAGUACUACGUCGCCGUAAUCCGCAGCUGCUUGCCCGCCACCAAGGAUCAGUACUCGGAGAAGAUCGAGCUCUCCGAUGACGAAUUCGUGGAGAUGCUCGUGGUCGACGGUUGCUUUAUCAUUGAGUACUUGGCCAAGCGUGCCUUCCGCAGCACGCACGAAACGGCCGUCCUCGCAGGCGUUGGAUGGGGAUUCACUCACCUGCGGAGGGACCUGCUGCUGCUGGAGAACCAGAUCCCGUUCCUUGUUCUAACCGAGCUAUUCAAUAUGACGACGAUCCCCUUCCCCGGCGAGCGAAAGGAACCUCUGAAUCUUAUGGAGUUGGUCCUCAAAUUCCUCGGCAUCGGGAUGAAGCCGGAGGAGUACCCCAAACCGAGCGACAUAUUCCAUCUUCUCCACCUCGAGCAUUGGUGCCAGAAUCCUGGUCGCGUAAAGGAGGACACCAAUCGGCGCUCCUGCGGCCAGCUUGCGAUGUACCCACUCAAGAAAUCGAUCGAUCUGAUCUCCGUGCUUUUCUUCGGCCUGCUCUAUCUGAUUUUCAUUCGACACUGGCCCGGCUGCUUCGGUCCCACCAAGAAAUCGAAGGCACCGAGAGAGAUUCCCUGCGCGACUGAGCUUCGCGCGGCGGGGAUCAAAUUCAAGAAGAAGGUAGCCCCCCAAGGUAAGAUCGCCUCCUACUUGAAGGUCUCGUUCAGAGAUGGGGCACUAGAGAUACCUUUCCUGUCGGUGGACGAGACCACCAGCCCCCGGCUGCGGAAUCUCAUCGCCCUGGAGCAGUGCUGCGUGGACGUUGGAAAUCACUUCACCAGCUACUGCGCCUUCGUGGACAACAUCAUCAACACCGCUGGCGACGUUGCUAUCCUACGGGGCCGCGGCAUCCUGGAGAGCAAGCUCGGAAGCGACGCCGAGGUCGCAGACCUGUUCAACAGUCUUUGCAAGGGCACCCAUCUCAAGUACGACGAUCACUACAACAAAGAAAUCUUCGAGGAAGUGGUGGCCUUCUCCGAAUUCGCCCACAACAAAUGGCGGGCGAGCCUGGUGCACAAUUACUUCAGCAACCCAUGGGCUAUGUUCUCCGUGUUCGCUGGUUUUCUCCUCAUCGCUUUGACUGCUGUUCAAACGUACUUCGCAGUCUUCUCCAGAUAG